Molecule: messenger RNA, 2004 nt
Organism: Ricinus communis (castor bean)
Lineage: Eukaryota; Viridiplantae; Streptophyta; Magnoliopsida; Malpighiales; Euphorbiaceae
Product: glucan endo-1,3-beta-glucosidase 11
Exons: 3
Coding region: 370-1575 (401 amino acids)
Biological process (GO): carbohydrate metabolic process
Cellular component (GO): plasma membrane
Molecular function (GO): hydrolase activity, hydrolyzing O-glycosyl compounds
Source: RefSeq, a predicted model, not a curated record
UGAAGAAAGUGGCUGGGGUAUUUUGGUCAUUAUAAAAGUCUGGAAGUUGGAGGAAUGGGGUGGAAAGAGACAAUCUAAGUCCUGAAUAAAAGCCAUCUUGUGGAAGAAAAAUGAGAGAAACAAAAACCAGAGACAAAGAUCUAUUUCAAAACCCAGUUAAGAGGUAAGAGCCAAAGAUAUCAAGGGAGCUAGCUAGCAGCAUUGGCAAGGAAGCUAAUCUUCUUCACAAAUAUUUUCUAACAAGCAAAGAAAAGAAUUCCACACUUCCUCCUUAAUUACCCUCUUCCAUCUCUCUAUAACUUCUCCCCAUUUCUCAGUAAUUGGAGAAUUCUUGAAGACUAUCUCUCUCUUUCAUUAGUUUCCUUCAUCAUGACAUCAUUUUUAAGCAGGAUAGCCAUGAUUCAUAUAGUUCUUCUAUUUUCUCUAACUUUAUCAGAUUAUGGUUUUCCACAAGGAGUGACAUCCCUUGGCAUCAAUUAUGGUCAAGUAGCCAACGAUUUGCCACCACCACAGAAAGUUCUUGAUCUCUUGACCUCUCUUAAACUCACCAGAGCAAGAAUCUACGAUACCAAUCCUCAAGUUCUAACAGCAUUUGCUAACUCCAAUGUUGAAAUUAUUGUCACUGUAGAGAACCAAAUGCUUGCUGUAUUAAUGGAUCCUCAACAAGCCCUUCAAUGGGUCAGUACCCAUAUCAAGCCAUACUUUCCGGCCACUAGAAUCACCGGAAUCGCAGUAGGGAACGAGAUCUUUACUGAUGAUGAUACAACAUUAUUAGCAUACUUAGUUCCAGCCAUAGUCAGCAUUCAUGGGGCACUAGUCCAAUUAGGCCUGGGUAGCAUUCAAGUCUCAACACCUAAUUCAUUAGCUGUUCUUGCUCAAUCUUUCCCUCCUUCGGCAGGUAUUUUCAAAAGUGAAGUGUCAGGAGUCAUGUCACAGUUUUUGCAAUUUUUGUCAAGCACCAAGACACCAUUUUGGAUCAAUGCAUACCCCUAUUUUGCUUACAAAGAUGACCCGAAUAGGGUUUCUUUAGACUAUGUUCUUUUCAACCCUAAUUCAGGAAUGGUUGACCCCUACACCAAGUUACGUUAUGACAAUAUGCUCUAUGCUCAAGUAGAUGCCAUUAUCUUUGCAAUGGCUAGAUUAGGUUUUAAUGGAAUUGAAGUGAAGGUUUCAGAAACUGGUUGGCCAUCAAAAGGAGACGCAGAUGAAAUUGGUGCAACAAUUGAGAAUGCAGCAAUGUAUAACAGGAAUUUGUUGAGAAGGCAAUUGGAGAAUGAAGGUACACCUUUAAGGCCUAACUGGAGGCUAGACGUUUAUUUAUUUGCAUUAUUCAAUGAAGAUAUGAAGCCUGGACCAACAUCAGAAAGGAACUAUGGUCUAUAUCAACCUGAUUGUACUAUGGCUUACAAUGUUGGACUAUCCGCUCUUUCAAGUUCUUCUUCAUCAACAUCAUCAGCUUCCAUUUCUCUCACUUCCUCUGCUACUAAGGCUUCAAACAAGGAAUAUGAAAGCUUGGUGUACUGGAUGUAUGUGUAUUUGCUGACCUUCCACGUUUUUAUGAGAAGACCUUAUUAAGCAAUUGGAGUUCAAAUGUACAUAUUUUUAUUGCAUUAUUUUGGUAAGAAACAUAGGGGUCUCUUCUCUUCCUUUUCAUUUUUCUUUUUCUUUUUUUGGUACUUUCCGACCUUCAAAACAAUAGAAAGAGAGACCCCUCAACAAGAGGAAUUUAGGUACCUCUAAUUUGCACCAAGCAAUUCACAUCCAACAUAUAGUAUUUCAAAAAAUUGGCAAUUGCUUCACAAAUAAUUAUUUAGCCAUGGCAAUAACCUCCUUCAUCAACGUGAUCUCCACCAUCGGUCACUCUCAUCCAACUCGAUUUCGCAGUCUCGGUCAAGAAAUGAGCAUCUUUUGUUAGACAAAGAACAAAAGCUAUCGUAUAUCUUUUCUAUUCUAAUGUAAUUGUGUAAAUUUCACUUUCUCAAUCUAGGACAUAUAUUUUAUGUA